AGUAAAUUAUCAAAAUCGCAUAACUUCAGCUGCAAAUAUUGCAAACAAUGUGCAUAUAAUGGAUAUUUACUGAGCACAUUAAGUGUAAAACAAGUUGUGUAUAAAUACUAGUCCGUAGAAAAAUGUAUGUAUACAUUUUAAGUGCAAUGUGAAGAAGAGUCGGUUCGGUGAUACAAAAUGACUAAAUACAUAAGUUUGAUUAGCGGUGAUUCGCGCAAUUCAAAGGAGCACAUCCUGAAUGGCCUGACUUAUAUGCUAUUGGCAAUAGUUGCAAUCUGUGCAAUUUUAUUGUUGUGUGAUGUGUCCAGCCGUCGCGAUGGUUUCUUCUAUGCAAAAAAAGAUGCUGUGGCACUUGAUUUGUCGCUCUCCCACACACAGGAGGUGCUGCUGCAUCUGCAGCCAGAUGGCGAGUACCGUGAACGCAACGUAAACUGCACAUUUUGGGACUGUCUUAACAUUUAUAAAUGCGAACAUGACACGCUUAAGGUAUAUAUUUAUCCACUGCAAGAGUUUGUGGAUGAGAAGACCGACAAAGUGGCUAGCACGCUGUCUAGUGAAUACUUUCAAAUACUAGAAGCAGUGCUGCAUAGUCGCUACUAUACCUCCAACCCAAAUGAGGCGUGCUUGUUUUUGCCCAGCUUGGAUUUAUUGAAUCAGGAUGUAUUUGAUAAGCAGCUGGCAGCUGCUGCUUUGGCAUCGCUAGACUUUUGGGAUCGUGGUGAAAAUCAUCUUAUCUUCAACAUGCUACCAGGCAGCGCACCCAAUUAUAACAGCGUGCUCGACGUCAGUAUUGACAAUGCCUUGGUGCUGGGCGGCGGCUUUGACAGCUGGAGCUAUCGUGCAGGAUUUGACAUAUCCAUACCUGUGUGGAGUCCCAUGCUGCAGCAAAGUGGUUCCAACUCAGCCAAUCAAAUGGGUGCUCAUCGCAAGUAUCUGCUUGUUGUUGCUCAGCUGAAUUUGCUACCCCAGCAUUUGCGCUCCUUGCGUGAGGUAGCUAUUAACCAUGCUGACAAGAUGAUAAUACUUGGAGUCUGUGAGGACUCACAGUUAAAUGUGCGUUGCACUAAAGGACAUCAUCAGCGACGCGUGGAAUAUCCUCGCGCGCUAACACGCGGCAAGUUUUGUUUUGUGGGACGCAGUCUGCGCAUUGGUCAGCCUGAUCUGCUAGAGAUUAUGUCGCAAAGCUGCAUACCAGUGGUGGCCAUAGAUAACUAUGAGCUGCCCUUUAAGGAUGUCAUUGACUGGUCGCUGGCCGCAGUGCGUAUUAGAGAAACCGAACUGCAUGCUGUGCUACGCAAGCUGGAAUCCAUUUCGAAUGUCAAAGUAGUGGAGAUGCAAAAACAAGUGCAGUGGCUGUAUAACAACUACUUUAAGGAUUUGAAGAGCAUUACCAUUACAGCGUUGGAAAUACUAGAAAGUCGCAUCUUUCCGCUACGUGCGCGUAGCAGUCGUCAAUGGAAUACAAUGGGCAAAAAUAGUCAUGCAACCUACAAUCCAUUAUUUUUAUCUUCACUGGCGCCCAAGUCGCAAGGAUUCACAGCUGUUAUCCUCACAUACGAUCGUGUGGAAAGCCUGUUUCUCUUGAUACAGAAGCUAGCUGUGGUGCCAUCGCUGCAAAGCAUUUUAGUUGUAUGGAAUAAUCAAAAGAAAAUGCCUCCGCACUUAUCCACUUUCCCAAGCAUUGCCAAGCCCCUAAAGAUUAUACAAACACGCGAGAAUAAGCUCUCUAACAGAUUUUAUCCAUAUCCGGAAAUUGAAACUGAAGCGAUAUUAACUAUAGACGAUGAUAUUAUUAUGCUAACCACCGAUGAGCUGGAUUUCGGUUACGAAGUGUGGCGGGAAUUUCCAGAUCAUAUUGUUGGUUUUCCUAGUCGCAUACACGUUUGGGAUAAUGCUACGAUGCGUUGGCAUUACGAGUCCGAGUGGACAAAUCAAAUAUCCAUGGUGUUGACUGGCGCUGCGUUUCAUCACAAAUACUGGAGUCAUAUGUAUACCUACGCCAUGCCUGGCAAAAUCAAGCAUUGGGUGGACGAGCAUAUGAACUGUGAGGACAUUGCCAUGAAUUUUCUGGUGGCGAAUAUAACGAAUAAUCCGCCCAUUAAAGUGACGCCGCGUAAGAAAUUCAAAUGCCCCGAGUGUACCAACACUGAAAUGCUCUCAGCCGAUCUAAAUCAUAUGCGCGAGCGCUCUGCAUGCAUAGACCGAUUUGCAAAGAUCUAUGGCCGCAUGCCCCUGCGCACGGUGGAAUUUAGAGCGGAUCCAGUGUUGUUUAGAGAUAAUUUCCCAGAGAAGUUAAAACGAUAUAAUGAUAUUGGCAGCUUGUAAGCAAAAAUCGGCAACGAGAAUUACCAAAGACUUAGUCAAAAAUGCGCUCAAAAGUGACGCAACUAGUAGAAGUAUAGCAUUACUUAAAGGAC
Drosophila busckii is the source of this 2417-nucleotide messenger RNA. It is a transcript of the gene sotv, whose product is annotated as exostosin-2. The transcript is spliced from 3 exons. The record is from RefSeq and is a predicted model, not a curated record. Gene Ontology annotation, cellular component: membrane. Bases 178 to 2325 code for a protein of 715 amino acids. NCBI's taxonomy places the organism in Eukaryota, Metazoa, Arthropoda, Insecta, Diptera, Drosophilidae. Gene Ontology annotation, molecular function: glycosyltransferase activity.